Messenger RNA from Neomonachus schauinslandi (Hawaiian monk seal), 300 nucleotides. RefSeq names its product protein fantom-like. Gene Ontology annotation, cellular component: photoreceptor connecting cilium. NCBI's taxonomy places the organism in Eukaryota, Metazoa, Chordata, Mammalia, Carnivora, Phocidae. Gene Ontology annotation, biological process: retinal rod cell development; non-motile cilium assembly. The transcript is spliced from 3 exons. The coding region runs from base 64 to 300 and encodes 78 amino acids. The record is from RefSeq and is a predicted model, not a curated record. Gene Ontology annotation, molecular function: thromboxane A2 receptor binding.
CCCAACAUGCCGUCGGCGCUAUAGCAACCGUAGCUAGCUGCGGGGAGAGAGUGGCGAUAGGCCAUGUCUCGUCCCACUGAUGAGACGGCAGGGGACCUGCCUGUGAAAGAUAUGGGUCUAAACCUCUCUGGAGUGGGAGGAUUACAAGAAACUUCAACAACACGGACAAUGAAGUCUCGCCAGGCAGUGUCACGUAUCAGUCGUGAGGAACUGGAAGACAGAUUUUUGCGUCUGCAUGAUGAGAACAUUUUGCUUAAACAGCAUGCCCGCAAGCAAGAGGAUAAAAUUAAAAGGUUAUGA